This is a messenger RNA of Cottoperca gobio, 1832 nucleotides long. RefSeq names its product membrane-bound transcription factor peptidase, site 2 (gene mbtps2). The record is from RefSeq and is a predicted model, not a curated record. Bases 1 to 1503 code for a protein of 500 amino acids. The transcript is spliced from 11 exons. Gene Ontology annotation, molecular function: protein binding; metalloendopeptidase activity. Gene Ontology annotation, cellular component: membrane; cytoplasm. Gene Ontology annotation, biological process: membrane protein intracellular domain proteolysis; regulation of response to endoplasmic reticulum stress. NCBI's taxonomy places the organism in Eukaryota, Metazoa, Chordata, Actinopteri, Perciformes, Bovichtidae.
AUGAUCCCUGUGCCUCUGUUGGUGUUUGUGAUGGGAGCCUGGUGUGCUGUCUAUCUCGCCGACACACUGCUGAAGUCGUCAGUGACUCAUCGGAUCAGAUAUGAGUCAUGGUUGGCGAGUCGAGGGCUGAUGUUGUCUCCUUUCCAUUUGAGAUGGCAAACCACCAUGUUCAACCGGCUGUUUGCGUACUGCGCCCGCAUCAACCCCCGAGCCCAAUACCUGUGGUUCAACAGCGGUCUGGUGUUUGGUAUAAUUGCCAUGGUGGGAUCGGUGGUGCUGCUGGCCAAGACGCUGCAGCAGACGCUUGCUCAGAUGACCACAGACAACCCCCGGAUGGGAAGUCAGCAGACCCUGCAGGUGGUGAUCCCUGGUGUCAAUCUGCCCACCAGUCAGCUGGCCUACUUCUUCAGCGCCCUGAUGCUCAGCGGAGUCAUACAUGAGCUGGGCCACGCUGUGGCAGCAUUGAGGGAGCAAGUACGAGUAAACGGCUUCGGCAUGUUUGUGUUUGUGGUGUACCCCGGUGCGUUUGUGGACCUCUUCACCACACACCUCAACAUCAUAUCACCCACUCAGCAGCUCCGCAUCUUCUGUGCUGGAGUGUGGCACAACUUUGUUCUGUGUGUGGCAGCGUUAGCCUUCCUCUUCCUGUUGCCCAUUUUUCUGUUCCCCGUGUACUCCACCGGUGGCGGGGCGAUGGUCACCGAGGUCGUGCAGGGCGCUGCGGCUGACGGUCCCCGGGGUCUGUCAGUCGGGGACAUCGUGACAGGGCUGGAGGACUGUGCAGUCAGGGGUGUGGAGGACUGGAGCAGCUGCCUGUCUCACAUCUCUCACACCCCACAGACUGGAUACUGUGUCCCCAGCACCAGUCUGCAGCCCAGCUGGGCCCAUGGACGAGCGUUCAAGCGUUUGGAUGGAACGAUGGACUGCUGCAGCAACAACAGCCUGACAGACCUCUGCUUCUCUUACAUGAAACCACAGAGCAAGAGCAGCAGAGAGAGAGAGUACGCCUGCAUGCCGGUGCGUAAGAUGGUGACGGGGACGCAGGUGUGUCGCGUCGACGACAACUGCGCAACCGCACACUCCACCGCCGCCAGCAUUUGCGUCACUCCGUCUCUGGAGAACCAGACUCGCUUCAUCCGUGUCACACACCCGCCCAACACACACAUGCUGUUUGUGGGGUAUCCGCCGCACCUUCAGUACGCUGUGAGUCUGACCAACUUUAUCCCCCGUUUUGGUUUCCUCCACCUGGAUCUGCCCGUCUUCUUGGAAACCUUCUGCAAAUAUGUGGUGUCCCUCUCUGGCGCGUUAGCCGUAGUAAACUCCGUGCCGUGCUUCGCUCUCGACGGUCAGUGGAUGCUGAACGCACUGCUGGAGGCCACGCUGGUUACUGUGGUAACGGACCGUCAGAAGCGUGAGCUGAUUGGUUUCUUCCUGCUGCUGGCGGGCAGCGCCCUGCUGGCGGCCAACGUGGCACUGGGCCUGUGGAUGGUCACGGCGCGGUAGCCACAGUGGCGAGCUGCUCUGGCGAGACUAAAAAAAACUAAAUGAAUAAAUCCCCCAUGCGGACUGAGAGUUGUCCUCUCAGGAUGUGUUUGACAAGUGUGGACCAUUAAACUGUGAACAUGCAGGGAACAGACCGCGUUACCCAAUUUCAGGAGACUGUUGAGCAGAACAUUACUCUGCUUUACUGGACCACCAGGGAAAUCAAUAACCAACCAUCUUCCACCAUAUACUCACAAAGCACACAUGUAUACAAAUGAAAAAAAAAAUGCACUUGCCGUAGAGCACUGUACGAUAUGACUGUUUACAAACACUGCACAAUCUUUCCAGAA